Messenger RNA from Malus domestica (apple), 984 nucleotides. Its product is annotated as protein VASCULATURE COMPLEXITY AND CONNECTIVITY-like. NCBI's taxonomy places the organism in Eukaryota, Viridiplantae, Streptophyta, Magnoliopsida, Rosales, Rosaceae. The record is from RefSeq and is a predicted model, not a curated record.
CCUACUUUGCUUGCUUCCCAUCAAAGGAAUCCACGACACGACCCAAGAGAAAAGAAGAGAAAGAAGUCCCUAAAGCAAAUUAAAGCUCGCACUGUGUAGACAAAAGAAGCUUUUUUUACCCACUUAUCCCACCUCCUUGUAAUCCUUUCUUCCACACAUACUUUUCUCUGCAGUGUGGACUGUGUAGUCUAUCCCCUUUCAUACAUAUUCCCCUUCCUCCCACCCUCCUCAUCAUCUAAGAGAGAUCUAGAGAGAGAGAGAGAUAAUGGUUAAGAUUGGAGGGUUCUUCGUCUGCCUCUUGAUCGUGGCAAUGGACAUCGUAGCCGGGAUUCUUGGCAUCGAAGCAGAACUCGAACAAAACAAGGUGAAACACUUGAGACUCUGGAUCUUCGAGUGUAGAGAACCAAGCCAUGCAGCAUUCAAGCUAGGGUUAGCUGCAGCCGGACUUCUAGUUCUUGCACAUGUUAUUGCAAACUUGCUUGGUGGAUGCAACUGCAUUUGUUCUCAGGAUGAACUCCAAAAGGCCCCUCCUAAUAAGCAAAUCUCUGUCGCUUGCCUCGUCCUCACUUGGAUCAUUCUGGCCGUUGGAUUGUCGAUGCUGGUGAUAGGAACUUGGUCAAACCAUAAGUCAAGAUCUUCAUGUGGUUUCACACACCAUCAUUUUCUGUCGAUUGGAGGCAUCGUGUGUUUUGUUCAUGGGCUGUUUUGUGUAGCUUAUUACAUAUCUGUCACUGCCUCUACUGGUUAAUAAUUUAAUUAGUUUCGUUAAUUAAGCCGUGAUGAAGGAUUAAUGUUGCCUUGUUCCUUUCAUAUCUCCUAACUUUACCUCCUCUUUCCAUGCGAGACAAUAGUCGUGCUUAUCUUUCUUUUACCCCUUUGAUUAAUUUAAGACAAUGUGCUAAUCUUUCUUUUCCACUGAUUAGUUUUGGACAAGGAAUGGAGAUUAUUAAUAAUAAUAUUGCGAUAAUGUUGGAUGUUUCUUUA